UUAAGUAAGGUAUUAUUUAUUUUGUGAAUGUUUCCUCGUAAAAAGUGUGACACCUGACUUUAAUCACCUAUUUAAAAGAGGUUGGACUGUGACAAUCAUUGAGAAAAUGUUUGUACUCUUCUGCAUUAUAAAAAAAUAAAGAAACAGCAGAUGUAAAAAAAAAAAAAAGACUAUUUUACCAGUUUAACCAGUUUACACUGACACAGCCGGUGUCCGUCGGUCUUUGACACCAUUUUCUGGUCACCAUACGAUCCAGCAGAUGGUGUGUUCAAUGACAGAUAGAUUUCCAAUACCUCAUGCUCCACUUAUUGAUUAGAAAAAUAUUUACCAUGUGACCGCUGUGACAGUAAAGACGACUGUGUUGGGUGUCAGGUUGUGGUGAAGCUCCUGUAUUUACUACACCGGCAGACAGACAGACGGUAGAAAUGUAUUUGUAUGUUUAAAGGUCAGUCUGGGUCUAAUAAAGUAAAGUGACAGAUCCAGUCCAUUGGCUUGCUUACAGGGAAAAAGACUAACAAUUAGCUUUGGGAGAGAGUGGCAUGGGAUCAAUGAGCUUACAAACGUCCAGUUAUCAGGAAAACAGAUUGCUGACUGACCAGAUUUCUGUCUGGGAGGAGGAGGAGAGACUGAAAUGAGGCUGGAUAAUUAGGAGAAGCAGGCUGUAUCCCCAAAGGGAAAGAGCAGCGAGCUCCAUGCAUGCAGCUAUUCGCAUCAUCCCUCCGUCUCUAUCUCUUUAAGAGCCCAGAGAAGGAGUGUGUGUUCAGUGUGUGUGAGUGUAUGUGGGGGAGGGGUAUUGGCUGGGGUGGAACAGUCCUGUAAUGAGCAGAUUUUAGAGAGAGAGAGGGAGAGAGAGAGGCCGAAAAACAAGAGAGGACAGAUGACUUGGUGGAAUUGGGAUACAACAACAAUCCAGAUUUUUAGGCGAGCGCUGAAACGGAGAGGACAAAGAGAAAAGGAGAGGAAUAAUUCAUCUCUUCUUCUUCACAUCCUCAUCUCCAGGAGAGGCUCAUCUUUACAUCACAGCAGAGGAGGCAGAGGAGAUAUUCACUCUCCGUUAUGUCUGUCGAGGUGUGUGUGCGAGGCUGAGGCUGUGUGGAUGUGUGUCUCUGAGCCUUGUUUCCAGGCCAUGCUAUACAGAGCUCCAACUUCUCUCAUUUUUUAAUGGCGUACCAGAGCAGCAGCAUCAGCAUCCCCAUCUCCUGUCUCCCCUCUCUGUGUGCCGGUGCGGCAGGGAUGUGUGGAUGCUGUAAUGUCUGAUUGAGCUGAGCUCGGUCACUGCUGCCGCCAGCAACCACCGCCGCCGCCGCCGCUCUGUGGGCCUCUGGGACUGCUGGAAAAGCCUAGGCCUCGCUUGUCUGGAGCGCCCCGCUGCACCGGCUGAGGCGACGGGCCGGCGAGCUCCCCGGCUGCGAGGCUGCGUGGAGCAGGAAGGUGGAGGAGGAAGUGGAGGAGGAGGAGGAUGAGAAGCACUCUGAGCCUGCAUGCCCAUGGGAAGCAGCAUGCACAGCAGCUGCGUUUGUCACUCCAGACCCGUCGCUGAGGCUUAGACUGCUUCUCCAUCGUAAGGCGAUGCUCUUCGGGCCACGUCCUGCCGCUUUUAUAACCAGGAGCUGGUGUUUUGCAUCCUAAACUAACAGGAGAGGGACGGUCGAGGCCCUGCACCUCCAUGCUACCAGAUUCAAACGAGGCCUCCUCCCUCUUUGCUCCUCCUGAGUGAAACCAGGCCCGUGUUUUUUCUGUUUCUUGACAUUCUAAGGAUUUGCCUAAACCUGUUUCAUGCAUGUCCACUGGAGGCAGGUUUGACUUUGAUGACGGGGGGUCGUACUGCGGGGGGUGGGAGCAGGGUAAGGCCCAUGGACGAGGGGUCUGCACGGGGCCCCAGGGUCAGGGCGAGUAUGCGGGCGCCUGGAGCCACGGCUUCGAGGUCCUGGGCGUGUACACGUGGCCCAGCGGGAACAGCUACCAGGGCACCUGGGCGCAGGGCAAGCGGCAUGGCAUCGGGGUGGAGAGCAAGGGCCGCUGGGAGUACAGAGGGGAGUGGACGCAGGGGUUCAAAGGUCGCUACGGGCAGCUGGAGAGCACGGCGAGCGGCGCCCGGUACGAGGGGACGUGGAGCAACGGGCUGCAGGACGGAUACGGCACUGAAACCUACUCUGAUGGAGGGACCUACCAAGGCCAGUGGCUGGGCGGGAUGCGUCAUGGCUAUGGCGUGCGGCAGAGUGUACCGUACGGCAUGGCGGCCAUCAUCAUCUUCCCUCUUCGAACAUCCAUAAACUCCCUCCGCUCCGAGCACAGCCACGGCCCUACGGCUGUGCUGGAGGACGGCACUGCCACCACGCCCACGGACGGGGUGGUGGCCGGGCUGGCAGGGAGCCCUGUGGGCCGGGGCGGGUUCGCUCUGACGGCCCCGAGCGAAGCCGAGCGCCAGAGGAAGAGGAAAGGCCGUUUCCGGCAGUCCAUCCUGAGCGGCCUGAAGCUGCGGCGCUCCGAGUCCAAAAGCUCGCUGGCCAGUCAGCUCAGCAAGCAGAGCUCCUUCUGCAGCGAGGCCGGUAUGAGCACCGUCAGCUCUGCCGCGUCCGACAUCCACUCCAACGCCAGCGAAAGCGAACAGGGUGCCCCCGUGGACGCCACCGUCACUGAGAUGUACGCUGGAGAGUGGCGGAGCGACCAGAGGGCCGGCUGGGGUACGAGCCGGCGCUCGGACGGCCUGCAUUAUGAAGGUGAAUGGUCAGGGAACAAGAGGCACGGAUACGGAUGCACUACCUUCCCUGACGGCACCAAGGAGGAAGGGAAGUACAAGCAGAACGCGUUGGUGAGCGGAAAACGCAAGAACCUGAUCCCACUGAGGGCCAGUAAGAUCAGGGAGAAGGUAGACCGGGCCGUGGAGGCGGCGGAGAAGGCUGCAGACAUCUCCAAGCAGAAAGCAGAGAUCGCCAUGUCAAGGAUGAGUCACGCUCGUGGGAAGGCGGAAGCAGCUGAAAGCGUGGCGCAGAAGGCCACGGAAGAGUGUCGACUGGCCCGGAUCGCUGCCAAAGAGCUCUCUCCCUCCUUCCACAUCUACGGGAACGGGCUCGAAUGUCAGAGGCCCAAGCACCAGGACGCCAAGGACAAAGACCAUGAGGUGAUCUCCACGGGAACAGACAGUCCGGAGCUGUGCACGCCGGACACCACGCCGCCUGUGAUAACACCUGAUCUCAGCCCCGUUCUGAGCGUGCCCGCCUCGCCCCCCCACAGCCCGCCCAAGCACGGCCAUCGCCCCAGAAAUGCUUGCUUCAUGCGCCAGAGCGCCGUGGACGAUCACGGCGGGGCCGAGAUCCAGGUGCUGGUGGAAGGGCGGGGCGUGGAUCUGCCGAGGGGCGGGGCGGCUAACAAUUGGACUGACGACAUGUAUCCAGACCGCGGGGGCAGCAGCCGCUCCACCACGCCCUCCCUUCUGGAGGAGCAGGAGGGCCAAAUUAACGGCCACGAGCAAGCCCCUCUGUCCAACCACAAACCGCGGGAGAAAUCCUCGUCCAAUCACAAGUCGCACGCCUCCUCCUACCGAGCGUGGGAGCACUCCCUGUCCAACCAAAAGCCCUCCAAGCAAGCCUCUUCCAAUCACAAGUCAAGGGAGUACUCGUCCUCUAAUCACAAAACAUGGGAUCAUUCUUCCACCAAUCACAAGGCCUGCGAGCACGCCUCUUCCAACUACAAGCCGCAGGUGCACAUUUUAUCCAAUCACAAGGCCUUGGAACAUAACAUGUCCAAUCACAAGACUUCUGAGCAUGCUUCUUCCAAUCACAAGUCCCAAGAUUAUAUCUCCUCCAAUCACAAUGCAAAGGACCACGUCUCUUCUAGUUACAACCCUCGAGAGCAUGUCUACUCCAACCACCAUCCAAAGCAGCACAACCCGUCCAACCACAAGCUUCACGAGCAUGCUGUAAUCGACCAAAGGCUCGACGGCCUCACCGGGGGCUGGACUGCUGAGAGCACCCUUAGGUGGAGCCCGGCCCACUCGCGCCUCACGGAGCAGGACGAGGAGCGGAUGAAUGACUAUACGGUCGACAUGAGGCUUCAGUGUCCGGACGCGCAGACGUCUCCUCGGGGGCUGGGCCCGGAGUCCCCGGCCCCCAAAAACAACAGGCUGCGGUCCCGAGGGCUUCGGCCGGUCAGAGAGGGAUCCAUGGACUCUGUACAGAUGCUGGACAACCUGAAUGUGGGGGCAGAGCUGGAGGAGUGGCCGCUGCACAGGGACCUCACCCUCUCCCCACCCCUCAAGUCUCAGCCCAUCACUCUGGAGCAGGACGGAGAGCAUCUCACCCUCAAAUCAAACUCAGGCUCCAGCUCUAUUCUGGUGGUUAUGGUCAUUUUACUCAAUAUUGGAGUAGCCAUUCUUUUCAUUCACUUCUUUAUUUAAGCUUAUACAGGUAUGAUCUACUAAGACUUAUUGAUAACUACGGUAUAUUAUAUUAUUACGUACUGAGACGGACAUUCUGCCUAUCGGACUGGAGCCUGCAGCCCGAGCGACGGACACACAGCAGAGCCUUUCUAUUGUUGGUCUUUUCACCUCCGUUGAAGCCCGUUUCAGUUUCUACGAAAGCCCGUUUCCUUUUCAGAAAAAUGCUUACUUUGAGCUUGCAAACCAUAGAAAAAGAAAGUAAGAAAGUAAGUGCAGCUUUAAACUAGCGAGGUGUAUAUCGGGACACACGUGCAUGGGUGUCCAUCAGCUAUGGACUGGAGAUGGCACAGGCAGUUUUGCCCAUUUUUCCAUCACUUCUAUAAGAAUAUAGCAACCCUUGUUUCCUGGUUAUCAUGAGAAACAUGCUAACCAAGAGCACACACUCCAUCCUGAUCCCCUUUUGCCUUUUAACCCGCCCCCCCCCCCCUCUGUCGGCACCUCCCCCCCCCCAUCCACCAGUCUCUAUUCGCACUAUGCGCUACAUACAGAACUAUGCUGCAAGAGUAGAUCCAUUUUAAAGGGCUCCGUCAUUCUUCUUUUCUUUAUUCCACUAUGAACACACACAACCAUUGCAUGAGGCUGUGUGGGGUUUUAAAAAGUGCAUUUUCUAUCCCUUUAACAUCACUGUUCUGUCCUCAUUUGUACGCACUCCAUCCUGGUUGUCACUUCCUGUCGGCAGAGAUUUUGGGGAAAAAAAAAAAUCAGCCGCCACAAUCAAAAAUCACCGAAUCUGACUGAGAUUCAUCAGCGACCAACACACACGAGUCUAAACCUCGAGGAACUUCCUGACUUUAUUGUUAAGUGAAACACAUUCGCACGCAACAAAAAAAAAAAAAAAAAGAUGAACAUACACAUUGAACUGCUGACAUACUGAGGAGGGUUGCCCCUUUGUACAGCCUU
Messenger RNA from Sebastes umbrosus (honeycomb rockfish), 5338 nucleotides. RefSeq names its product junctophilin-3. Gene Ontology annotation, biological process: regulation of synaptic plasticity. Gene Ontology annotation, cellular component: endoplasmic reticulum membrane; plasma membrane; junctional membrane complex. The transcript has 5 exons. The record is from RefSeq and is a predicted model, not a curated record. Lineage: Eukaryota; Metazoa; Chordata; Actinopteri; Perciformes; Sebastidae. Bases 1781 to 4396 code for a protein of 871 amino acids.